This is a messenger RNA of Zasmidium cellare ATCC 36951, 564 nucleotides long. RefSeq lists its product as uncharacterized. The record is from RefSeq and is a predicted model, not a curated record. The coding region runs from base 1 to 564 and encodes 187 amino acids. The transcript has a single exon. NCBI's taxonomy places the organism in Eukaryota, Fungi, Ascomycota, Dothideomycetes, Mycosphaerellales, Mycosphaerellaceae.
AUGUCCCUCGACGACCACAUCGCCAAACUGGUCGAGGAGGAGGAAGCCAACGACACCUACGACGAUGAUGACUACGGCGACUACAUGGAUGAAGACCACAUCCGCGGUCGUGCCAAGCGCGGCAACAACAAGGCCGCCCUGAAGACAGCCAAAGGCCUCGCCGCCGCCGCCACUCCUGCAGCCAACCGCAAGUCCCCCAGCAAGUCGCCCAGCAAGUCUCCCACCAAGUCUCCCACCAAAGACACGCAGAAGGCAGCCACGCCCCGCUCGGUCAACAAGAUGGGCACGGACAAGUCAGACUGGAAGAUGAAGCUCCAGCUCUCAACCAACCAGCAGAACAUCACCGACAGCUACACCCUCGAGCCCACCAAAUUCGACCCCUACAAGACCUCGAAGUCGGCCUCCCCAAAGACUUCCAAGAUUACGGCAGGCGCUGGCAAGGAGGGUGGAGGACAAGGCAUCGGCACUCGCAUGCCAGCUCAACAAAAGGCCGAGGACAUUCCACCCAAGAAGGAGAACGCGAAGGUGUUGAGCGUGUGGGACGACAAUGAUCCAUGGGCUUGA